Branchiostoma floridae (Florida lancelet) is the source of this 1603-nucleotide messenger RNA. Its product is annotated as RING-type E3 ubiquitin-protein ligase PPIL2-like. Gene Ontology annotation, biological process: protein polyubiquitination; protein peptidyl-prolyl isomerization; protein folding. Gene Ontology annotation, cellular component: catalytic step 2 spliceosome. Gene Ontology annotation, molecular function: ubiquitin-ubiquitin ligase activity; peptidyl-prolyl cis-trans isomerase activity. NCBI's taxonomy places the organism in Eukaryota, Metazoa, Chordata, Leptocardii, Amphioxiformes, Branchiostomatidae. The record is from RefSeq and is a predicted model, not a curated record. The coding region runs from base 31 to 1104 and encodes 357 amino acids. The transcript is spliced from 8 exons.
ACUCACGUACCGGCCUGUACUGUUGUAAACAUGGAGCUGCACUGUGACAUGGUAAGCACUCACGUACCGGCCUGUACUGUUGUAAACAUGGAGCUGCACUGUGACAUGGUAAGGACUCACGUACCGGCCUGUACUGUUGUAAACAUGGAGCUGCACUGUGACAUGGUAAGGACUCAAGUACCGGCCUGUACUGUUGUAAACAUGGACCUGCACUGUGACAUGGUAAGCACUCACAUACCGGCCUGUACUGUUGUAAACAUGGACCUGCACUGUGACAUGGUAAGCACUCACGUACCGGCCUGUACUGUUGUAAACAUGGACCUGCACUGUGACAUGGUAAGCACUCACAUACCGGCCUGUACUGUUGUAAACAUGGAGCUGCACUGUGACAUGGUCCCAAAAACGUGCGAGAACUUCCUGAAGCACUGUCAGAACAAGUACUACAAGGGAACCCAGUUCCACCGGAGCAUCAGGAACUUCAUGAUCCAGGGAGGGGACCCCACAGCUACAGGAAAGGGAGGGGAGUCCAUCUGGGGCAAACCAUUCAAGGAUGAGUUCAAACCGAACCUGACCCACACAGGCCGGGGGGUACUGAGCAUGGCCAACUCUGGGCCAAACACAAACAAGUCUCAGUUUUUCAUCACGUACCGGUCCUGUAACCACCUUGACCGUAAGCACACGGUGUUUGGGAGGGUGGUGGGAGGACUGGACACUCUUACUGCCAUGGAGAAGGUGGAGUGUGAUUCCACAGACAAGCCACAGGAGGACAUCCUGAUUACAGACACCCUGGUGUUUGUCGACCCCUACGAGGAGGCAGAAACACUGCUUGCUGCGGAGAGAAGGAAGCAGCAGGCAGCUGAGGAGGAGGAGAGAAAGUCUUACCUGAACAUUCCUGUUAAGAGGAAGAAGGAGGAGGGACCGAAGGUCUUCAAGACUGGCGUCGGGAAGUACAUCAACAUGGCAAGUGCCAGUGCCAGUGCCAGUACCAGUACCAGUAGUGCAGACCCAGGGACCAGCAAACAGACAGACACCGCGUACACUGCCACGCCGCCCAAGAAAAAGGUCAAGUCAUCGUCCAAACUCACAGACUUCAGCGCAUGGUAGCCUGGUACCAGCCUCGGAAAUAAUGCCUUGAACUCAGCUUUUAAGUCAUCUUCAAAAUUUUAAGGAAUUGAAAAAAAUGCCACAGUUCAACUUUUUGUUGUUGUUGGCACAAAGAUUUGCUCCAAAUAGGAAUAAAUGGGGACCUAUAAUAAUUGUAAUCUCCAAGCAGAUCCUACGGUAGCAUAAGAUAGUAACAAAAGCUGGCAGAGGAAUGAAGCCGGCCUAGGAGUGUGUUUCGCUCCUGCCAGCUUUUGAUACUAUUUUAUACCACCGUAGGAUCUGCUUGGAGAAUAUGAUAAUCAUUUUGGUCAGACUCAGGCCAAGUCAUUCUUGACAAAAUCAUGUUCUACUGUGAAUAUGUAGCUGCAGGUUAGUUCAUUAUUUUACUGUGUAUCACUAUUAAAGCACUGAUAGCUAGGUUUUCGUCUGUAGUUCACCAAUCAAAAAUAAUGUGAUUGUGUAUAUACUUAUUUCCAUUAAAAACCUUUAAAAGAUGUUA